Plutella xylostella (diamondback moth) is the source of this 905-nucleotide messenger RNA. Lineage: Eukaryota; Metazoa; Arthropoda; Insecta; Lepidoptera; Plutellidae. The record is from RefSeq and is a predicted model, not a curated record.
AUGAAGAUGAAAAGUAAAAUAACGUCAAAGAUUUCCCCCAACUGUCAGUCCCCGUUCCGUCAUACCGUCACAUUUUCAAGCCACAUUUCAUCCUCCAAAAUGGAAGUUUACAAAAAAAAUAGCCCUUUAUAAGCCACAAUGAUUUCCCCGUGUAUUCCGGAAGGCAGUGAGCUGUCGCAGCACUGACCCCCAGGCCUCACCCCCGCCCCCCUCACCCCGCCCCCGCAGCCCCCCGUCAUGGUGGACAGUGAUGAAAGCUUCACAGACCGCAGGAAACUCUUCAAGUCAGUGUGGAACUCUGGAACCGUUGCAGAAAGAAGGAAUAUCAUCAGGUGUACAUUUGAAUGAGAGCGACAAUACGUAUCGGUCAGUGACAUUUCGUUCAGGACGAUGCGGCUGGACACGUCUGGCGGCGGGCGGCGGCGGCGGGUGCGGCGCCUGCGCAGGACGAAGCGCGGCAUCGGUGCCAGCCGCUACCUCGGCAGCGUCAUACUUAAUCCGUAUUCCCGGACAGGCGUGAGGAAGAAGCGCCGUGGCACGGUGUACAGGCGGCGGCGCGCGAGCCGCGUGUCUCGCUACUACGCGUUGGCGGCGCGGGCUCCGUCCAAGCGGCGCCGCAGCGGGGGCCGCGCGCGCUCGCGCCGCCGGUCCGCCUCGCGCUCGGGCCCUGCGCGCCGCGUGCUGUCGCUGGCCGUGCGCAAGCGCCGCGCCCGCUCAACGCGCCGCCGCCGCGCGCCCUCCGCGCCCCGCGCCGCCUCCCGCCGCAACCGCACCCCCUCACGACCCAAUGUAACCGAAGCUGGCGAGAAGAUCAUAUACCCUAGAUCGUAUAACAAUAAUUAAUAACUCUGUGCAUAGUUAGCAAAUUAAAAUAUACGUGAAUUCAAUAUAAAUUAUAUUUGAAA